AUGUGGGAAAUACGAGACUGGGCAAUAUUAGGAACAAGUUUAAGUUCAAUAAUUGUUCUUCUCAUCAACUUUGUAACUGACAAUUUCUUCCCACAUGGUUAUCUACAUGAACUCAAAGAACAAUACAUAACGCCGCAUUUCAAUCGUUUGACAAAACAUUAUGCAAAAAUCAGCAUUGAUGAAUACCCAGCUGAUCAACUCAUUGAUCAGAAAAACCAAUCUUACACCUACACUGAAGCUUAUCUUAGUACAAUAGGGAUCAAAAGUGCAAUGCAGCUCAAGGCGUUUACUCCAAAGAAUAGCAGCAGCUUUCUUUUGACUAUGGUUGAUUAUGAGAUGAGUAUAACUGAUGAGUAUUAUGGAACUAAAUUUUCGUGGAAGUUAACUAGUGCUAAAGACUUCGGAAAGCCACGGAAACACGACGAAGAAUACAAAAGGCCACGGCGGUCUUUAACGCUUUCAUUCCGUAAGCAGGACCGGCUGUUGGUUACCGACUAUUAUCUGAAUCAUGUAAUGGAGAAAGGGAAGGAAGUCUUAGCCAAAAACCAGCAGAGGAAGCUUUACACUAAUCACAGUAGGGAUGAUUAUGAGGAAGAGCUGUGGGGUCAUGUAGUGUUUAAUCACCCUGCAUCAUUUGAUACUCUAGCAAUGGAUGCAGCAAAGAAGGCGGAUAUUAUGGACGAUCUCAUUGCAUUCAGCAAAGCUAAAGACUAUUAUGCAACGACUGGUAAAGCGUGGAAACGUGGGUAUCUUCUAUACGGUCCGCCGGGUACCGGCAAGUCUUCUAUGAUCGCUGCAAUAUCUAAGUUCAUGAAUUAUGAUAUCUAUGAUCUCGAGUUGAAAGCAGUGAAACGUGGCAACAGUGAACUGCGAAAGCUCUUGCUUGAUACGUCCGACAGGUCGAUUAUUGUGAUUGAAGAUAUCGAUUGCAACAUGGCACUUACAAACAAGCGCAAGACGAAGAAGAAAAAUGAGAGCAAGGAAGAAAAAUCGCGUAGGAAACGUCUGGCAGAGAUUUACGGAGACCAGGAAGUAACUCUCUCAGGACUGCUGAAUUUCAUUGAUGGGUUAUGGUCAAGUACUGGCGGGGAAAGAUUUAUCAUUUUUACUACCAACCAUGUCGAGAAAUUGGAUCCUGCACUCAUUAGACGUGGUCGCAUGGAUAAGCAUAUUGAGAUGUCAUAUUGUUGCUUUGAGGGGUUCAAGAUAUUGGCUAAGAACUAUUUGAAAAUUGAUGAUCACCCAUCGUUUGAGAAGAUUCGUUGUAUGAUCGAUGAGGCGAAGAUCACUCCUGCUGAUGUUGCUGAGAAUUUGAUGCCUAAAACUGUUAAUGGAGGUGACCACUCUGAGGUUUGCCUGGGGAAUUUGAUUACUGCACUUGAAAAAUCAAAAGAAGAUGCAGCAAGACGGGAAGCUGAAAAGCUAUUAGAAGAAGAAGAGGAAUCAUCAGAAGAAGAAUCAGACGAGGAAAAGGAUGAUGACUUGUGA
Molecule: messenger RNA, 1488 nt
Organism: Papaver somniferum (opium poppy)
Lineage: Eukaryota; Viridiplantae; Streptophyta; Magnoliopsida; Ranunculales; Papaveraceae
Product: AAA-ATPase At3g28540-like
Exons: 1
Coding region: 1-1488 (495 amino acids)
Molecular function (GO): ATP binding; ATP hydrolysis activity
Source: RefSeq, a predicted model, not a curated record